AAGUGGACACAAGAAGAAAUCUCAAGGCUUUUUCAUAAAUAGAUCUAACUAAACAUCAGUAUAAGGAAAAAAAAAGAGCUAGAAUUUCUUGCAUUUUGAUUGAGUAGUUAUUGGUUCAAAAUGGAGCCAGAAAAUAUAAGUGAUAUAAGAGGGAGUAGUUUAAGAGGAAGCUUAAAGUUAAGUGUGAAUAGUACUAAAUCUAUAUGGGGGAACAAUGGUAUGGAGAUUUUUAGUCGUUCAUCAAGACAUGAAGAUGAUGAAGAGGCUCUUAAAUGGGCAGCUCUUGAAAAACUUCCAACAUUUGAUCGUUUAAGAAAAGGUCUCUUAUUUGGAUCUCAAGGUGCUGCUGCUGAAGUUGAUAUACAUGAUCUUGGUUUUCAAGAAAGAAGGAAAUUGCUUGAAAGGCUCGUGAAAAUCGCCGAUGAGGAUAAUGAGAAGUUCUUGUUGAAACUCAGGCAAAGAAUUGACACAGUUGGGAUAGAUUUGCCGUCAAUAGAAGUAAGAUUUGAGCAUCUAAACAUUGAGGCAGAUGCAUAUAUAGGAAGCAGAGCUUUGCCUACAUUUACCAACUUCUUGACUAAUUUUCUUGAGACAAUGUUGACCUCUCUCCAUAUCCUAUCAAAUCAAAAGAGGAAACUCACUAUUCUUGAUGAUGUGAGUGGUAUCAUUAAGCCUUGCAGAAUGACUUUGCUUUUAGGACCUCCAGGUUCUGGUAAAACUACUCUUUUAUUAGCUUUGGCUGGAAAGCUUGACCCUGCCCUUAAGGUUACUGGGAAAGUGACCUAUAAUGGACAUGAAAUGAAUGAAUUUGUGCCACAAAGAACUGCUGCUUAUAUUAGCCAGCAUGAUUUACACAUUGGAGAAAUGACUGUGCGAGAAACCUUGGAAUUCUCUGCCAGAUGCCAGGGAGUUGGCUCUCGUUAUGAUAUGUUGGCUGAACUAUCAAGAAGAGAGAAGGCAGCUAAAAUCAAGCCAGAUCCUGAUAUUGAUAUCUUCAUGAAGGCAGCAGCAACACAGGGACAAGAAGCCAAUGUGGUUACAGAUUAUGUUCUUAAGCUGUUGGGGCUGGAUAUUUGUGCCGAUACUUUGGUGGGAGAUGAAAUGAUAAGGGGUAUUUCAGGAGGACAAAAGAAGCGUGUGACAACAGGUGAAAUGCUCGUUGGACCGUCAAAGGCACUUUUCAUGGAUGAAAUCUCGACUGGAUUGGAUAGUUCUACCACUUACUCCAUUGUGAACUCUCUAAGACAAUCUGUGCAAAUCUUGAAUGGAACUGCUGUGAUAUCUCUCCUGCAGCCAGCACCCGAGACCUACAACUUGUUUGAUGACAUUAUUCAGUUAUCAGAAGGGCAAAUUGUCUAUCAGGGCCCUCGAGAGGAUGUCCUUGGCUUCUUCGAGUCCAUGGGUUUCAAAUGCCCAGAUAGAAAAGGCGUGGCCGACUUCUUGCAAGAAGUGACAUCGCAGAAGGAUCAGCAGCAAUAUUGGGUGCGGAGGGAUGAGACUUACAGGUUUAUCACAUCAAAAGAAUUUUCUGAGGCAUAUCAAUCAUUCCAUGUUGGGAGGAAAAUUGGGAAUGAGCUUGCAGCUUCAUAUGACAAGAGCAAAAGCCAUCCUGCUGCUUUGACAACUCAAAAGUAUGGUAUAGGGAAGAAACAACUCUUAAAGAUCUGCACUGAAAGAGAACUCCUGCUAAUGAAGAGGAACUCAUUCGUUUACAUCUUCAAGUUCACUCAGCUUUCAAUUGUGGCACUCGUGACAAUGACCCUCUUUUUCCGAACUGAGAUGCCUCGUGAUAGUAUGGAUGAUGGAGGAAUAUAUGCUGGUGCCCUCUUUUUUGCGGUCGUUAUGAAUAUGUUUAAUGGAAUGUCUGAGAUCGCCAUGACAAUUUAUAAACUUCCUGUCUUCUACAAGCAAAGGGACCUUCUCUUUUUCCCUUCAUGGGCUUAUGCAAUUCCCUCAUGGAUACUCAAAAUCCCUCUAACAUUUGUUGAAGUUGGUCUAUGGGUGUUCCUCACUUACUAUGUCAUUGGAUUUGAUCCGAGUCCUGCAAGAUUGUUCAAACAUUUCUUGCUACUCAUAUUAGUAAACCAGAUGGCAUCAGGAUUGUUCCGCUUCAUUGGUGCACUUGGACGGACCAUGGGAGUAGCUAAUACAUUUGGAACAUUUGCUCUCCUUUUACAAUUUGCAUUGGGUGGAUUCGUUCUUUCACAAGAUAAUGUAAAGAAAUGGUGGAUAUGGGGUUACUGGUCUUCACCAUUGAUGUAUUCUACGAAUUCAAUUUUUGUGAAUGAAUUUGAUGGGAAAGAGUGGAAAGAAAUAUCACCAAAUGGAAUUGAGCCACUUGGAGUUGCAGUAGUAAGAUCUCGAGGGUUCUUUCCAUAUGCAUACUGGUACUGGAUAGGUAUUGGUGCACUUAUUGGAUUCACAAUUGUCUUUAACAUCUGCUACAAUCUUGCACUUGCUUAUCUUAACCCAUUUGGCAAGCCGCAAGCUAUGAUAACAAAAGAUAGUGAAGAUGCCAAAACAACUAGCAAUGAGAAAGAACAGUCCAAUAGUGAGGGUCAGAGUAAGAAAAAGGGAAUGGUUCUUCCAUUUGAACCGCAUUCCAUCACCUUUGAUGAAGUUAUAUACUCUGUCGACAUGCCUCAGGAAAUGAAAGAUCAGGGCGCCACUGAAGAUAGAUUGGUACUUCUGAAGGGUGUCAGUGGAGCUUUCCGGCCCGGUGUUUUGACAGCUUUGAUGGGAGUUAGUGGGGCUGGAAAAACAACAUUAAUGGAUGUAUUGGCUGGAAGAAAAACUGGAGGAUAUAUUGAGGGUAGUAUCAAGAUCUCUGGUUAUCCUAAGAAGCACGAAACAUUCGCACGUAUAUCUGGAUACUGUGAGCAGAAUGAUAUCCAUUCACCUUAUGUUACAGUUUAUGAGUCAUUAGUAUACUCAGCUUGGCUGCGUUUACCUCAUGAUGUUGAUGAAAAGACUAGAAAGAUGUUUGUUGACGAAGUUAUGGAACUUGUGGAGCUUACAAUAUUAAGAUCAGCGUUAGUUGGUUUGCCAGGAGUCAGCGGUCUCUCGACUGAGCAACGCAAAAGGUUGACCAUUGCAGUGGAAUUAGUAGCCAACCCCUCUAUUAUUUUCAUGGAUGAACCAACUUCAGGGCUGGAUGCAAGGGCUGCUGCGAUUGUGAUGAGAACUGUUAGGAACACUGUUGACACAGCACGAACUGUUGUUUGUACCAUCCAUCAACCUAGUAUUGACAUUUUUGAAUCAUUUGAUGAGCUAUUUCUAAUGAAACGAGGAGGACAAGAGAUAUAUGUUGGUCCAUUGGGUCACCGUUCUUGCCAUUUGAUCAAAUACUUUGAGUCAAUGUCUGGGGUAAGUAAAAUACAAGAUGGUUACAAUCCAGCCACUUGGAUGUUAGAAGUCACAACCUCGGCUCAGGAAAUGAUGUUGGGGGUUGAUUUUGCUGAUUUAUACAAGAGAUCAGAUCUUUACAGGAGGAAUAAAGUGUUGAUUAGUGAACUCAAUGCACCUCGUCCAGGUACGAAAGACCUGCAUUUUGACAGCCAAUACGCACAGCCAUUUUGGACCCAAUGUAUGGCUUGCCUUUGGAAGCAACACUGGUCAUACUGGCAUAAUCCUGCUUAUACAGCAAUCAGAUUUCUUUUUACAAUCUUCGUCGCCUUGGCCAUAGGGACAAUGUUCUGGGAUCUUGGUACUAAAAUGGGUAACAACCAAGAUCUAUUUAACGCUAUGGGAUCAAUGUAUGCUGCUGUUCUCUUUCUUGGUUUUCAAAAUACAGCAUCAGUGUUGCCCGUUGUAGCUGUUGAGCGUACAGUAUUUUACAGAGAAAGAGCUGCUGGAAUGUAUUCUGCCUUCCCCUAUGCCUUUGGACAAGUUUUCGUUGAAAUGCCAUAUGUCUUUGUGCAAGCGGUUUUCUAUGGCGUUAUUGUCUAUGCUAUGAUUGGAUUUGAAUGGACAGUAACCAAGUUCUUUUGGUACUUGUUCAUCACGUAUUUCACUUUCUUGUACUUCACCUUUUAUGGUAUGAUGAGCGUAGCUGUUACUCCAAAUCAAAAUAUUGCGCAAAUUGUCAUUGUCUUCUUCAUUGCCAUGUGGAAUCUUUUUUCAGGAUUCAUUAUUCCGCGGCCUCGUAUUCCUAUAUGGUGGAGAUGGUACUAUUGGGCUUGUCCUGUUGCUUGGACCUUGUAUGGUCUGGUUGUGUCACAAUUUGGUGACCUCCGAAACAAAAUUAAUGACGACGAAACGGUGGAACAAUUCUUGAGACGUUACUUCGGGUUCAAGCAUGAUUUUCUUGGAGUAGUUGCAGUUGUGACUGUUGCAUAUCCUGUUCUUUUUGCCUUCAUAUUUGCUUUGGCUGUUAAAGUAUUCAAUUUCCAGAGAAGAUAGAAGAUGAUACCUGUUAAAGAUCUAUAUGAAGAAAACUGAGGAAGAGAUUGACUAUAAAACUAUUGUAUACAGGUUAUGUAUUGGUUUUGUUUGUUGUUAAUGGUAAUAUUUACAUUGUUACCAAAAAAAAAAUAUUAUGUGUAAAAGAUAUAGUAUGUCUUAUCUAUUGAUUAUUGUAAACAACAAGUCUGACUAUAUUUCACCAUGUCUUUGAUUCAAUGAACUCCCCUUAUCUAGGAGGGUCUAUAAGUGGAUAGGAGAAAAGACUAGGGCUCUAUGCUAUGUAAACAAGAGGUGAACCCACUAAUUAUAGA
This is a messenger RNA of Nicotiana attenuata, 4715 nucleotides long. RefSeq names its product pleiotropic drug resistance protein 1-like. Lineage: Eukaryota; Viridiplantae; Streptophyta; Magnoliopsida; Solanales; Solanaceae. The transcript has 19 exons. Gene Ontology annotation, molecular function: ATP binding; ATP hydrolysis activity; ABC-type transporter activity. Gene Ontology annotation, cellular component: membrane. The record is from RefSeq and is a predicted model, not a curated record. The coding region runs from base 121 to 4401 and encodes 1426 amino acids.